Molecule: messenger RNA, 1258 nt
Organism: Phyllostomus discolor (pale spear-nosed bat)
Lineage: Eukaryota; Metazoa; Chordata; Mammalia; Chiroptera; Phyllostomidae
Gene: MAP1LC3C
Product: microtubule associated protein 1 light chain 3 gamma
Exons: 4
Coding region: 165-812 (215 amino acids)
Biological process (GO): autophagosome assembly; cellular response to nitrogen starvation; macroautophagy
Cellular component (GO): autophagosome membrane; cytosol; autophagosome
Molecular function (GO): ubiquitin protein ligase binding
Source: RefSeq, a predicted model, not a curated record
GAGGGGAGGGGAGGACUGGAGGGGCCUGAUGUCACACAGCCCUACAUAAGGGCCUCCUUUAGGCUCCUGCAGGCGGAUUGGAAGCAGAUGGAGGAAUGAGUUAGAUCCUGGCUGUGGGAAUUUUUUUUUUUUAAAGUCAGCCACAGACACAGCUGUUGAGCAAAAUGCAAACUCCACAAAAAAGCCCAAGCCUCAGACCCUUCAAGCAGAGGAAGAGCUUAGGUAUAAAGUUCUCGGCAACCAGACAAGAGGAAGUUGCUGGAAUCCGGGCAAAGUUCCCAAACAAGAUCCCGGUGGUGGUGGAACGCUACUCCAAGGAGAAGUUCCUGCCCCUGCUGGACAAGACCAAGUUCCUGGUCCCUCAGGAGCUGACCAUGACCCAGUUCCUCAGCAUCAUCCGGAGCCGCAUGGUCCUCGGGGCCACCGAGGCCUUUUACUUGCUGGUGAACAACAAGAGCGCCGUCAGCAUGAGCGUGACCAUGGCGGAGAUCUACCGGGACUACAGGGACGAGGACGGCUUCCUGUACAUGACCUACACCUCCCAGGAGAUGUUCGGAGGCGCGUGGCCCGUGGUCCCAGGGGUGGAACGGCCUGGGGGGCAGGCCCCGCCCCAGACUGGCCCUCCCACCCAGGGGCCGAUGCCAGCAGGGCCAACCAGGUCCCUCAUUGACACGAUGGACAGACAGACAGCUGGGCCUCCCCGCGGGAAUAGCGCCAACCUGACCGGAGAUGCCGGCAGCCCUGCUCCCUCCGGGGCGCACGCGCUGUUCCCCGCAGAAAACCGCGGAGCCUCCUGCGAGUUCUGUAGCUAACGGGUCUGCUCUGGGGCACAGGGGCUUACGGGGCGGGGCUUUGUGCCACGGCGGAGUCUGCUAUAGGGGAGGCCGCAGGCCCUGGCGUGGGGCGUGUCCUGUGUGGCCGGAGUCCCGUGAGUUCGGUCACAGAGAAUGGGGCUUGGGGUGGGGUCUGGAACCGAGGAGCCAGCGUGAGCCUAGGCGUGGUGGGGGUGGGGGUGGCAGGGGGGGUGGGGGGGUCCUUAUCUGAGUCAUUACAGAAAUUGUUAUAUUCUACAGCAUCCACUGGUCUCGGUUAUUUCCCUUGUAUUCUUUUGUCUGUGUCACGCAGAUUUAUGCCGAAGUUGUAACUUUUCAAUACAAAGUAAUGGAACCCAUUUGAGUGUUGGCUGUGCACCAGGCAUUAUUCCCAUCACUCCACUUCCCCUCCCGCCCCAUCACAGCUCUGGGAGGUUAAUCAGUAU